This is a messenger RNA of Bradysia coprophila, 1587 nucleotides long. RefSeq names its product mitochondrial ribonuclease P protein 1 homolog. The record is from RefSeq and is a predicted model, not a curated record. Gene Ontology annotation, cellular component: nucleoplasm; mitochondrion; nucleus. Gene Ontology annotation, biological process: mitochondrial tRNA 5'-end processing; positive regulation of mitochondrial translation. Gene Ontology annotation, molecular function: tRNA binding. NCBI's taxonomy places the organism in Eukaryota, Metazoa, Arthropoda, Insecta, Diptera, Sciaridae.
AUGACAUUAUUUGCUGUCAACUUCCAACUUGGAUCGUUCGUUUAAGUUUUUACAAUAGUUUAAUCUCAAAUAUUAUGCUGGCGAGACAAUUAAUUCAUCUGACAAGAAAUUUUUCGUCGUUGAGUCGCCACCCGUCGAUUGUCAACCAACACACGAUACUAUGCACACUGAAUUCGGAUAGUAUUACGAGAUUGUACUCGAUUGAUCUUAAGGAUGAAUCGUCGCCGGUCAAGACAGACGAAAAGGAGGACCGUAAGAUGAAAUUGAUCAAAUUGGAAAUGGAAAGUAUGCGUGAGGACGGCCGAGAUAUGCCCGAUUUUAGUUUCAUUAAAAAACAACAUUGGAACGAAAUGUUAAAGUUAGAUAGCAAAUCUGCCCGGCGAAAGUACUACAAUUUCUUGUUCGUAACUCAAAUGAAAGUGGAAGUGGAGAAGGCGAAAAAGCAACAAAAAGCGUUGGCAAACGCGGCAUUUAAGGAGCAACAGGCAAAUGAUAAGCCCCCUUCUAGGUCAAGAUUUCUGCUGCGCAUUUAUGACCAAACGAUGAACAGAUGGCGAAACAAUAGACUGUUCCGUGCGAUGCAAUUCAGCGAGAAAUUAGUUUUCGACUGUUCGUACGAUGAGUAUAUGAACAGGCAAGAAGCAAAAUCAGCAGCUAAGCAAUUGAUUGAAGUUUUUUCCGGAAAUCGACUACACAGAGACCCGUUCGAUUUACAUUUCUGCAAUGUAAACUUUAACAGCCCCACAUUCGAAAGAGUACAGUCCCUCAUACCGACUCUGCGCGAUAGAGCAUUUCCAUUGCAUUUACACGAGACAAGCUAUUUGGAUGUGUUCCCGAAAGAUAAACUGGUCUACUUGACACCUCAUUGCAAAACCGAUCUGACCGAUUACGAUCCGGAUGCCGUUUACAUAAUUGGCGCAAUGGUCGACACAAGCAAUCACGAACCAUUGUCAAUGAUGAAAGCAAAGACAUUGGGCAUAAAGAUGGCAAAACUUCCGUUGGAACGGUAUUUAGAUUGGGGACAGGGCGACAAAACGCUGACCCUCGAUCAGAUGUUGAAGAUUAUGUUGCAGUGGAGAGCGACCCAGAGCUGGGAGAAAGCACUGCAACAUGUUCCGAGACGGAAGGUCAUGAAUAAAGACGUUGAAGUCCGAAAAUGGACCGUAAAUGCGAACAAAUUCAAACCGAAUUAUCGAAACGAAAAUUCUUUCGAUAAUUGGUUGGACUCGAUGGGAAAUGACGUAAGCGGAUUGUCGACUGCUGACAAAUUCAAACGCAAACCUGGUACGUUCAAUCAGUUUUCGAACGAAAGGAACACAAAACCAAAGUUUGACGUCAGACGAACUGAUAUCACGAUCGAGUCGAAGGAGAAACCAGGAAAUGACAAUAGACAGUUGUCGAGCAAAUGGAAAGAGAGACCUAGUUUCGACUCCAGUCAAACCGAUGGCAUCUCCAAUAAAGUCAAGAAGCCUAAUCGAACUGGUAGUAAGUCGCGGGUCGACAUAAAAAAAUUGUUGGAUGAAUGAGUCAAUUGGCUCGGUCUAGUUUAGCUGUACAAAUGUCGAAAUAAAUGAGACGAAGACACAU